This is a messenger RNA of Daphnia magna, 330 nucleotides long. RefSeq lists its product as uncharacterized. NCBI's taxonomy places the organism in Eukaryota, Metazoa, Arthropoda, Branchiopoda, Diplostraca, Daphniidae. The transcript has 2 exons. The record is from RefSeq and is a predicted model, not a curated record. The coding region runs from base 1 to 330 and encodes 109 amino acids.
AUGACCGCUUCGAAUCCUUCGUCGUUCCCUCCUGUAACUUUGAGUGAAACGCAAGUUCUUAUCUCUUCUCCUAGUCCGCCGGUUUCAGUUGUCACUAUUCGCAGUGAAAUCCCUGAACUACCAACCCCUGAAACUGGACAAUGGGGAACGGAAAAUGGAGUAUUGGCGUCGUCGGAUUCUGCAUCCGCUUCAAUUUUCAAACAACAAAAGCGGAAGAAUGGUGUCGAAAGUGAAACAAGUACGAAAAAAAACGCGCUGUUUCAAAAAAUGUUGCCUCAACGAAACAGACACAGCGGAAGUCAACAAGAACACAAAAACCGAAAUUUUUAA